Molecule: messenger RNA, 1248 nt
Organism: Eurytemora carolleeae
Lineage: Eukaryota; Metazoa; Arthropoda; Copepoda; Calanoida; Temoridae
Gene: Ufsp1
Product: probable Ufm1-specific protease
Exons: 10
Coding region: 222-917 (231 amino acids)
Source: RefSeq, a predicted model, not a curated record
AGAAAGAAAAAAGAAGAAAUAUUGGAAAUGAAAUGAAUUCUAAUUUUAAGUUAAAUGUAAUAUUAUUGUAUCCCCCACUUCAAAUUGUUUAAUAUUGUUGCAGAAGCAAUCCUGCCUUACAUACAGUAUUAUUUUUUAUAAUUAUUUGGUUUUUUUUGUAGAUAUCAAUCUGUACUUUACUGUUACUGUACUGUACUCAAUUGUACUGUUUAUCAGAUAAAAUGGAUUUAAUGAGAAGUCCGCAUAGCUAUUUGAAGACGAUGAACAGCUUUAAAGAUGAAUCCCAUGAAUGGUCUGAAGGGGAUAAACAUGAUGAUAAUGAUAUUAUUGAUGAAGUAACUGGAGAUUAUGAUUACUGGCAUUAUAUCUGUGACGGCACUGAUGACAGGGGUUGGGGAUGUGGAUACAGAACAGCGCAAACUAUAAUAUCCUGGAUACAUUUCAAUAUAAACAAGGAUAUCCAGAUCCCAUCUUUAAGGAAGAUACAAGAGAUAUUGGUCAAUAUGGAAGAUAAACCAGCAAGGUGGAUUUNNAGGGUCCAACGAUCACGAGAAUGGAUUGGUAGUGUUGAAGUUGGAUUAGUCAUAGAUUCUCUCUCUGAUAUUCCUGUGAAGAUGGUUCAUGUUAGGUCUGGAGAUGAUCUAAAGAACAUAUUUCCUACUCUUCAACAACAUUUCAGAACUAGAAGAUGUCCUGUUAUGAUGGGAGGUAAUGAGGAUUGUUCUUCCAAGGGUGUAUUUGGUACUAAACUAGUAGGAGACAAGAAAUAUCUACUUAUUGUGGACCCACACUAUUUUAAAGAAGCUGAGAUGGAACAUUCCCCCUCAGUUCUUAUCAAUCAAGGUUGGAUAAAAUGGCGAGAGAUAAAUACUUUUAUGGAAUCAUCUUUCUACAAUCUUGCUCUGCCACAAGCUUGAUCUUUUUCAAGCGGUUGAAACCUGAAAUGGCGGACAAGAUAUAUCCUGGCGAAUGGAGAAAAUGCCGGAGAAAAAAAUUCUUUACAAACGGAGAAGAAUUGAUUUUUGACAAAGGAUAUUAAAUCGAUGAUAAUUGGUUAAGUUGCAGAAAAAUAAGUUGCUUUGUCGGCGAAACCACUUCCGAAGUUUGCACUCCAAUCCUAUAAAAUUGAAUCCUUUUAUGAUGAUUUUAAUUAAAUGCAUAUGUAUGGAAGUAGGGCGUCUUUAAAUGUCUAUUUUGAUUUGAUUAGUAAAUUUUUUAAUCAAAAAACUUAAUUCAUAAUUUUUCAGA